CACUCACUCCCAACCAAACAACAAACGUCGAUCACCUCUUCAGUCUUUAACCAAAACCCAACAACGAUACCCAACUUCUCUCUUUCAACUCAAUCUAACCCAAGCUCAUACUUUUAUUUAUGGUGAAGCAAUCGAUCGGGAAGCCGUCGGAGCAGAGCGACGCCAAGUACAAGGGUGUCCGGAAACGCAAGUGGGGCAAAUGGGUGUCCGAGAUCCGCCUCCCCAACAGCCGCGAACGCAUCUGGUUGGGCUCCUACGACACCCCCGAGAAGGCGGCGCGGGCCUUCGACGCGGCCUUGUUCUGUCUUCGUGGCCGUACCGCUAAGUUCAACUUCCCCGACAACCCUCCCGACAUCUCCGCCGGCCGGAGCCUCACCCCCGCCGAGAUCCAGGCAGAGGCAGCUAGGUUUGCGAAUAACGAGGCGAAUCCUCCGCCGAGGAGUCACUCGGAUUUGUCCAUGUCGGAGCAGCGGACGGAGGAGUCGCCGUCGGUCUCGGGUGGGAGUGGGACCCUUCUCAUGGACAGUGCUAGUGACUUUAGCGUCACGGUAAACCAAAACGACGGGACGUUUUCCGACUUGUUUAGGACGUUUGGUUCUGGUAACUAUGCGUCGGAGUAUGGAUUGUUCCCGGGUUUUGACGAUCUCAACGGUCAGUUUUUCACUCCGGCACCUCAAACACCAACCGUCGAUUACGGUGAAGAGAGUUUAGCUCAGGAGUCGUUCCUCUGGAAUUUCUAAGGACCAUAGGCAACACUUUAAUUUAAUCAAUUAAUUAAUUAAAUUAAGGUGGCUAAUUAAAAUUAUUACAUAUAUUCUUUCGCCGGGACGAUGGAGCUCUGGACAGUUUUAGAUUCCGGAGCUUAUUACAAUAUAUUCCGGUUAUGGAUGAACCAAAUUUUUGUGAGGCCAUCCUUACCUAUUGUAAUUCGAGUACAAAGAGAUUUAUCAGUGUGUGUUAUUCAUUGUAUUUAUCGAGUGCAAAUAUUUCAUUCUGUUCUGAUUA
Molecule: messenger RNA, 1005 nt
Organism: Argentina anserina (silverweed cinquefoil)
Lineage: Eukaryota; Viridiplantae; Streptophyta; Magnoliopsida; Rosales; Rosaceae
Product: ethylene-responsive transcription factor ERF017
Exons: 1
Coding region: 120-740 (206 amino acids)
Biological process (GO): regulation of DNA-templated transcription
Molecular function (GO): DNA-binding transcription factor activity; DNA binding
Source: RefSeq, a predicted model, not a curated record